GGCGAAUCGAAUCUACGUGUGCGCGAAAAAGCUGAAACCUUUCACGGGGAAAUCUAGAAAGAGAGACAACGAGAGACGGAUUACGAAUGAUAGAUCCGCAAUCAGACAAGAACCCUCCACUCUUUCCGAUACUCGAAACCAUAAAAAGACUAGAUUUUUAGGUAAUAAUGGAAUCGGAGCUAAAGGAUAUGAAUUCGAAUCCACCGUCGAGCAAAGAGGAACGCCCCUUGCUCAAAUCAGAAUCCGAUGUAACCGCCGCCAUUGAAGAGCUCGACAAAAAGUUCGCGCCUUACGCGAGGACGGAUUUGUACGGGACGAUGGGUUUGGGUCCCUUUCCGGCGGCGGAGAAAGUCAAGCUGGCGGUGGCGAUGGUGACGCUCGUUCCUGUUCGGUUUGUUCUGGCGAUGAGCAUACUGGUUCUGUAUUACUUGGUGUGUAGGGUGUUUACUCUGUUCUCGUCUCCGUACCGUGGAGCAGAGGAGGAAGAGGAAGAAGGCGGAGGGGUUGUUCAGGAAGAUUAUGCUCAUAUGGGUGGAUGGAGACGGACUGUGAUCGUGGGGAGUGGGAGGUUUCUCUCUAGAGUUUUGCUUUUCGUUUUUGGGUUUUAUUGGAUUCCUGAGAGCUGUCCGGAUCCUGAAACCACUUCUUCUUCUGAGGAAGAUGAUAAGGAGGAACCUGAAAGACCUGGAGUGAUUGUGUCUAAUCACGUUUCCUACCUUGACAUUUUGUAUCAUAUGUCUGCUUCUUUCCCAAGCUUUGUUGCCAAGAGAUCAGUGGGCAAACUUCCUCUUGUUGGCCUCAUCAGCAAAUGUCUUGGUUGCGUCUAUGUUCAGCGAGAAGCAAAAUCACCUGAUUUCAAGGGUGUAUCUGGCACAGUAAAUGAAAGAGUUCGAGAAGCUCAUAGGAAUAAAUCUGCUCCAACUAUUAUGCUUUUUCCAGAAGGAACAACCACCAACGGAGACUACUUGCUGACAUUCAAGACAGGUGCAUUUUUGGCAGGAACUCCUGUUCUUCCUGUUAUUUUAAAAUACCCCUACGAGCGUUUCAGUGUGGCAUGGGAUACAAUAUCCGGUGCACGUCACGUGCUCUUCCUUCUCUGUCAAUUUGUAAACCACUUGGAGGUGAUACGGUUACCUGUAUACUACCCGUCACAAGAAGAGAAGGAUAAUCCCAAACUCUAUGCUAGCAAUGUCCGGAGACUAAUGGCCAGCGAGGGUAACAUGAUACUGUCGGAUUUGGGACUUGGAGACAAAAGGAUAUAUCACGCGACCCUCAAUGGUUUGUUUUGCAAAAGCUAAUACUGAUGGACACUCGAAAAUUCGUGGUCCGUAGAUUUCAUUUAUUCAUAGGACACAAGGAUUACACUUUUUAACACCACAUCAGUUUAUAUACACCACAAAACCAUAUUUAUCUACAUUUGUUAUUCUUUUUUUUUUUUUGGCCUCUGUCUCCUGCUGAAGCAAGUUUAGAUACACACAUAUACACACACACACGCCAGGUUCAGAUCUUGUAGAGAACUUGACUUGGAAUAUAUAUAAUGUUGAUUUGUUCUAA
This is a messenger RNA of Raphanus sativus (radish), 1554 nucleotides long. RefSeq names its product lysophospholipid acyltransferase LPEAT1. Gene Ontology annotation, biological process: phospholipid metabolic process. Lineage: Eukaryota; Viridiplantae; Streptophyta; Magnoliopsida; Brassicales; Brassicaceae. The coding region runs from base 168 to 1298 and encodes 376 amino acids. The record is from RefSeq and is a predicted model, not a curated record. Gene Ontology annotation, molecular function: lysophosphatidylethanolamine acyltransferase activity. The transcript has 9 exons. Gene Ontology annotation, cellular component: endoplasmic reticulum.